This is a messenger RNA of Staurois parvus, 325 nucleotides long. Lineage: Eukaryota; Metazoa; Chordata; Amphibia; Anura; Ranidae. The record is from the annotation of a GenBank genome assembly.
AAAAACAUUUGUAAAAAAUGGGUUGUUCUCAGGAACUCAGUGAAUUCAAGAGUGGUACUGUGAUAGAUUGCCACCUGUGCAAUAAGUCCAUCUGUGAAAGCUCCUUGCUACUAAAUAUUACAUGGUCAACUGUUAGUGGUAUUAUAACAAAGUGGAAGCAACUGGGAACAACAGAAACUCAGCCCGCCACUGGACUCUAGAGCAGUGGAGACGUGUUCUCUGGAGUUACCAAUCAUGCUUCACUAUCUGGCUAUCCAAUGGACAUGUCUGGGUUUGGCGGUUGCCAGGAGAGUGGUACUUGCCUAACUGCAUUGUGCAGAGUGUA